AUGUUAGAAUCUUCUAUACACUAUGAUGUUUCAAAAUCUUGCAAUUCUACCCCUCAUAGCUGUGCAUGGGCUGCGCAAGCCUUGCAUCGUAUUUCGCAUUCAGCCCGUGUGAUAUGUGGAUACCUGCCCAGUCUUUCCUUCUGUUCAAGGUACAUUCGUUUCUUUGACCAAACCAAGAAAAUGCAUUCGAAAUUCUUGGUCUUGAGUGCUCUGCCCAUCCUAGCCAUGGCGCGGGCAUAUCCUCCUGUUAUCAGAGGCCGGCAAGACCCAGACACCACGACAUCCAUCGAAACCUCUCGUCCCACCUCCCCGACUCACACUUGGACAGCCACGGGUGAUGCAUCCGCCACAGGGCCGUGGGAUGGACACUACACCGGAAUCUACACCGGAACACUUCCCGACGAUGACAGCGGCCACUACACCGGCAUCUACUCUGCCACUGCAACCGGCUGUGGAUCUGCCACCGGCUGCACAGGCAUCUGCACUGGAACACCGACCGCGGCCUACACCGGCAUAUACACUCCCACUGGAUCUGCCACCGGCUGCACAGGCAUCUGCACUGGAACACCGACCGCGGCCUACACCGGCAUCUACACGGGCGAGCUCCCCACCACAACCGGCCAGAUCGCAUCAAACGGCACAAGUACAUCUGCACCCGUCGUCAUCGGCGGGGCUGGCAAGGGAGUACAGGGCGCGAGUUGGGUUGGCGGAAUCAUGGCCGGCUUUGCUGUUAUGGGGUUGGCUCUUUAA
Podospora pseudopauciseta is the source of this 750-nucleotide messenger RNA. RefSeq lists its product as uncharacterized. NCBI's taxonomy places the organism in Eukaryota, Fungi, Ascomycota, Sordariomycetes, Sordariales, Podosporaceae. The transcript has 3 exons. The record is from RefSeq and is a predicted model, not a curated record. Bases 1 to 750 code for a protein of 249 amino acids.